Budorcas taxicolor (takin) is the source of this 441-nucleotide messenger RNA. RefSeq names its product small integral membrane protein 44 (gene SMIM44). Bases 1 to 441 code for a protein of 146 amino acids. The transcript has 2 exons. The record is from RefSeq and is a predicted model, not a curated record. NCBI's taxonomy places the organism in Eukaryota, Metazoa, Chordata, Mammalia, Artiodactyla, Bovidae.
AUGCCGGGGCUGGCAGCCGAGGAGGGGAUGGACGACUGGAGCCCAGCCCCGCCACUCUAUGAGGAGUACCGCCCGCCACCGCUGGAUGCCAUCCGCCUGCCCAGGGGCGUGCUGUACCUGCUGCUGGCUGCCUUCCUGGUGGUGGCCGUGGCUUAUGCCAUUGUGGGCCAUCUCAUCAAGGACCUCGCCCACGAUCUGGCUGACUGGGCUUUUGGCCCGAAGCCGGAUCAGGAGGACGCCCCCCGGGAGCUGCCUGAGAGCCCCGAGGGCGAAGACCUGGAAGAGCUGGACCUGCAGCUGGCUCUAGCCUGGCGGGGCGAGGAGGACGCGGGUGGGGGUGGUGAGGGGGCCCCCGCAGAAGCCCCCGACCGGGCCCCCCGCCGCCCCUCCAUUGCCUUCAAAGAUCCGCCAGUCUGGAGCUCCUUUUGGAAGCUGGGCUGA